This is a messenger RNA of Drosophila eugracilis, 2134 nucleotides long. Its product is annotated as leucine-rich repeat-containing protein 58. Lineage: Eukaryota; Metazoa; Arthropoda; Insecta; Diptera; Drosophilidae. The transcript has 3 exons. Gene Ontology annotation, molecular function: protein binding. The coding region runs from base 305 to 1423 and encodes 372 amino acids. The record is from RefSeq and is a predicted model, not a curated record.
AGUCUUGGCUCGGCGAUCUGGAAAGCAGCCGCCGUCAAAGCAAACCACUUGGCAUUCGCGCUGGGCAAGCUGAGCAGUGCGAGCGUCAAGUGUCGCGACGGUUUUUUCAACUUUUUCACCGCUGACAACUGUUUUUUGUUUUCGUAAAGCGUUGCGUUGCGUUGCGUUAUUAUUUUUUUUGUGUUUUUGUGCUUGCGCGAGAGCGUUCGAUCGAUCGAGCUACUCGAUCAUCAGUGGUAAACAAAGCGAGAUCGCGCCAUCAUCCAGUGAGCAGCAUCAUUAACCAGGACAGACCGAUCCAGCCAUGGAGGUGUACACGUCAGACAGCUCGGACACGGAUUCGCGAGAGCAGAAGACCCUGGACUUUGGGCGCAUGAGCCUAGACCUGGUGACCCUUGAAGAUCAUCUGGCCUCCCCGCAAAAGGCUCUGCUUAAGUCCAGUGGCGACAUCGAGACCAUGCUGCUCAAUCACAAUCGCCUGGUGGGUCUGCCCCGUCUCCUGAUGCAGUUCGCCAAUCUGAAGGUCCUGGAUCUCAGCUCAAAUGCCAUCACCACUUUGCCGGAUGCCGUCUGUCAGCUGCCUUUAGUGACUCUGAUUGCCAAGAACAACCUGUUGACCAAUGCCUCGCUUCCCAAGUCUUUGCUGUCCAAACAGGCCAAUAGUACUUUCGGUGGAACCACCUCAACGCUCAAGGAACUCAAUCUGAGUGGCAACCAGUUGACCCACUUCCCGGAGCAGGUCACCGAGCUGCGACACCUCAAGUACUUGUAUCUGGGCGCCAACAAGAUCUCCAGCAUCUCAAAGGAUAUCUGGAAGAUGCAGAGCCUACAUGUGUUGUCUUUGGGUGGCAAUCUGAUCAGCGAAGUGCCCGAGGCGGUGGGCUCACUUAACCAGCUGCAGGCUCUCGUCCUUUGCGAUAACCUCAUCGAGAUCCUGCCAACGAGCAUCGCCCGACUGAAGAACCUCAAGUCGCUGUUGCUCCACAAGAACCGACUCCGACAUCUUCCCAAGGACAUUGUGGCACUGAAGAACCUGACGGAGCUAAGUCUCCGCGACAAUCCGCUGGUGGUACGCUUUGUGCAGGAUAUGGCAUUGAAGCCACCCACUCUCCUGGAACUGGCCGGUCGUAUGGUUAAGGCCAGCGGCCAGCGACCCGGACCCUAUGACAUCCCAAGGACACUGGCUGAGUAUUUGAACAGCGCCAAUUGCUGUGUGAAUCCCAACUGCAAGGGCGUCUUCUUUGACAAUCGGGUAGAGCACAUCAAAUUCGUGGACUUCUGUGGAAAGUAUCGAGUGCCAUUGCUGCAGUACCUCUGCUCCUCCAAGUGCAUUGAGCCAGAGCAGCCGGCGGCUAGGGGUUCAGCCGUGCCGGCGGCGAACGCCAGCAGCGGCUUCAUGAUGCGCAAGGUCCUGCUGGGCUAGCCGGCCAAACCGGCCCGGCCCGGCCCCCACUCCGGCUCCUGGGCCAUAUCCAUAUUAUCCGGGAGCGCGAACGGAGCGUCGACCGAUCCGGUAUCGGAUUUGGAGCGGACACAGAGAGACGAAAUCGAUAUCGGAUUAGGAAUCGGAGGCGGAAGCGGAAUCGGGAAUCGGGAAUGGAAACGAAAACAUAGAACGGUAGCGGAAAUGGUGAGCGGACCCACGCGUUCCGAGGAGCCGAGGAGUCCGGCAGCCACCUGGAGUUAACCGCUAUCUGGGAUUCCCCCCUCCCAUAUUGGCUUCUUCACACGUUAUCAAAUCCAAUUUGAACUAGUUUUGCUAUAAGUGAUUACGACCUGUUUGUUUGCUCGCUCGCUCCUUGCGUGCCAUAUUCUCUGUUUCUGUUUGUUUGUUUGCUUGUUGUUAUCCACACUUACACAAUCUAUACCAAAGAAACUCUGGCUGGCUUUCACUGGGCAGUAAAAAGGAUUCAAGUGGCUUACAAAGCAUUCGGUGAUAUAUAUACUCUAUAUACCUAUAUAUGAAAGAUUGCAGUAGUUGAGUGCCUUUGUCUGCGAAUGCAGUCCAACCACCUUAUCAAGACCCACUAAUUGAGUUAGUAACAAAAACUAGUGAAACCAAAAAGAAUAGAUAUUCCAUUCAGCCUUUUCUUAGAACUAUAGAAAUGCAAACCUAAUAAAAUUUUGACCAGUA